Molecule: messenger RNA, 3690 nt
Organism: Hylaeus anthracinus
Lineage: Eukaryota; Metazoa; Arthropoda; Insecta; Hymenoptera; Colletidae
Exons: 2
Coding region: 656-2992 (778 amino acids)
Source: RefSeq, a predicted model, not a curated record
GAGGCCGGUAUACGUGCGUUUUAUUUCGUGCGACACAACUUCGAACACGAUACUGAUUGCUGGUCUAUUUCUAAUCCAAAAUCUAAUUUCAUAAACUAUCCAUUCCUCGUUCAUGAUAACGAAUACUCAAACGGUAAAGUCAGUAGAGUAUAAAUAAAGAAGCUAGCGCCACACGUAUGGUCGUUUUCGUGAACUGCUAACAGUCUCUGCAUCUCGAUAGAUAAAAGAAUUCUUAGAGAUAAUAAUUAGAGAUAUGACAUAGAAAUAAUAUAUAAAACAUCGAUAAAUAUAAAAUGGGUAUAAUAUAAAAAUAAUGUAUAACAUAGAGAUAUAAUUAGAAAUAUAAUCGGAGAUAAGAGAAUUGAAAGUGAACGUUGAACAGAUCAAUGACUGUAUUUCUAAAAAAACACUUGACCAUCGUGGAGUCGAUUCGUUUUCAAAAAUGUCGGAGAUAAAACACGCCUAAUUUGGCGAGUGUCGAAUCCAAAAUUCAGAGUAACACGUUCGAGAUCAUAUGGAUCCAGGAGGAAGCUACGAAAUGCCAUUCAAAUUAUAAGGAAAAAUUCACGUGAAAUUCGAAAUUAAAUGGUCCGCGCGAGAAUAGAUCGAAAGGACGAUGUUUACGGGUUUCGAGAUUUCUACAUGACCGUGCGACAUGAAAACCUUCGCUGAGAACCCGUUCUUCUUUUUCGUGGACAACGUGCCACCGAUUUUCUCAGCUGACGCCUCCGAGGACUCUAGGAAGAUCGUCGAGCUUCUGGACACGGGCUGCGAUGCCAGGGUGCCAGCACAUUCGCAUUACCCUGAUCGGCAUUAUCGCGCAAAAAUGCCUAAACUAAGGGGAAACGACACUUGGAGGCUGCAUUCUGAGGAACAGUCUAGAAUUAGGUCCCCUAGAGAAGCGUUUCGUGGUCAAGGCGAGAGGACCGCGAUGGAUCCUGGAAAAUUGCACUCUGUUGUUCGGGAAGAUGAAAACGGUCAUCAGCACUGUUGGAAGCACUAUCCCACGUAUAACGAAUACGACGACCCUCCCUUCAGAAAAAACCCUGAAAGAAGCGACAUCAGGACGAAUUGGAGGACGUCACCCGAUAGGACUAGUCCACGUCACUGGAAUCACGACAAUUUCUACAACAUUCAGCCAAACGCCAUGAGAGACGACUCUGUCUUUCAAACACGCCCGAGACCCAAAACUGGCGAUCCUCGGUCCCAGUUUGUUCGAUCCAAUCACUCCAAAAUCGACUCCAAGAUCUACGAUCAAGGAGUAGUCCCUGACAGAGAGAGAAUAGGACCCAUGAGACCUGAAUAUCAGGAUGUCCACGAGUCUGAACGACCAGACCACUGGCAGAGACGAAGCACGUUCGUCUACGAUGCUAAUCCUUCUCACGAGGAGAUCUCGAGGACGCCAGGACACGGAUGCAACCCUACGAACUCGAGGAUCUCAAGUUCGCAGAGAUCGAACGCCACCAAGCGAUGGGAAGAGGCACACGACGCUAGAUCUCGAUCCAGGACCUGUUCACCGCCCCAGGAUCGACGGAACAGGGCUCGAUCCUUUUCGAAAUCGCAAGCUCGAGAUCCCGAGGACCCAUCAAGCAAGCCUGACUCUCGUCUCCGCGAGACCUCGAAUUCUCAAACUCCUGCGAACCUGAAGCGAUUCGUGGAUCGCGCAGUGGACAGAGACAGUCUGUCCGAGAUUCUGAACUCUGUCAUCUCCUUCGAGGAUCUUCCCCGGAAAACGCCGAAGGAGGAUCGAAGUAAGCUGGCAAACGGGUUCUGGGAGUUCAUCCCCAUGGACGAUCAGAACAACGGGAGCGUUCCUAAGGGUCUGAAGAUUCCUAGCUCGCUCCAGCGGAAGGUGGACAGCAGGAGUUCUUCAGCGACGAAACGCUCGAUGAGUGGUAAAGAUGGCGUCGAAUCGAAGAAAAGAACUGUCCUCUCCAAGUCCUCGAACGAUUCUCCAUUGACUAGACCUCUGAGCGCAGGAGCUAGCGAUCGAAUAAACCAUUCCUCUCAGCUGAAUAAACUGGUGACUGAUAUGGAGGAGAAACUAAACUCUAAGGAAGCAAUCUCGAGGAUUCACAAGUGUCCAGAUACUGUCGCGAAUCUCAAGAGCGAUGUUCAGAGUAAAUUCGCCCACAAGCACGCGUUUGGGUGGACUGGACGGUCGAGUCGGUACCUGAAGAGGUCGAACAGCAAGACGAGGUCUGAGUUAAAUGCUGAUAAGAAGAAGAAGAAGACGGUCGACGAUGGUCCUGGGGACGUUAUCGAGGAUAAGAAGCCUGGUAUGAACUUCGUGGAGAAGACUGCAGCGCGAUUGAAGCGCAAGUUGGAUGGAUCGAAGACAGACGAAUCUUCUCUGGCAUCCAGUCAGUGUUCCAGAAUGGCGAUGGAGAAGAAGGUUCGAUCUGAAGGUACCAGUUACUCCAAACUGCCUAUAAGGAUUGGGAAUCGGUUCAGAUCGAAGAAUCCAAUUGCGUCGAGGUUCAGAACCAACCUGAAGUCGCGUUUGUCUUCCAAGGAAACGAAUAAACCAGUGCUCGAGACGUCUGGGGACUCUAGUGUGCAGAGUUCUGUCAGGUCUAGGACGAAACCUAGGAUAAAACCGAGCGUGGAGCAUCACAUUGUUAUCGUGGACUCGGGUGUCAACCUGACGUCCACCGAGGACGUUCAGUUUGAGAUUAAAAAGUCGGUCGGUGAAAGUCAGAGGGGACAAUUGAAAUCGACCGAAGUUAAUGCCGACAAGUUGGUCGAUGGCGUUGCUGAUAUGAAGUGUUCCUCGAAGACGAGAUUGUCGAAGGAUGGAGCAUUGGGCGUCGAUACUGACGAGAGUGGACUAAACGGUUUCAAGGCCUUGAACGUGGAGCAGGACCAACGGAAAAGGGACCUCGCCAAUCGAUUUUGCGGAAGAGAUUCGAGCCAGAGAAAUAAUGCGAGGAAUGGUUUCAAGGAGAAGUAUUUCUUUGGGAAACCUGUGGCAAUUAAAUCACGUUUGUGAGCGGAAAUUACUUUGAAUUUUCGAUACUGAAUUCGAUGCAGAAUGUGUUUAUUGUAUCGAGCAGAAUUCUGAUUGUGUUAUUGAAUGACUUGCUUGAAAAUGUGUGAGAAAUUAACAAAACUUACAAUGCAGAUUCCUUAAUAAUAUUAUUAAAUUAUAAAAGUUUAUUUAGCGUGUAACAAGAGAUUCGCAUAGAAAAAGAGGUGGUUGUGUUUGAUUUCUGAUUUUUGUCCACCGACUGCGUGGAUGCGCAUGUGUGGAUACUCACAUAUGGACUAGGCGUGUAUAUCCGUGAACAUAAGGGGUCGAACCAUGGGUUAUCUCAAAAGAAGAUCCCGAAUGAUACCAAUUAUGUCAUCAACGCACCACGCAGUCCCUAGGUUCGCUGUCAGACCACGGAUUUCGCCCGCAUGUCAACCCCUGCCCAUGUCUCCACCCUCGUGUUCUUUGCAGCGUAAUAUGCCACAGUUUCUGUGGGGUUCCCCGCAAUCUCAGAAUCAGAUGAAAAAUAUGUAAUUGUCCUCGCUUACCCCCACUAGUCGAGCGAAAACACGGGACAAUAGCGAUAAGUGACCACUCUAACCAUGGUCUGACAACGAUACGUUGAAUAAUUAGAAUCACGAAACACGAUGGCUGUAAAAUUCACGAAAAUUUCUAUAGGGUUAAAUACUUGUCCUAGUAUUUAAUUUUCGAGCUUG